AUGGGAGCGUGGGCACUGAGCUUCUUGCUGGUUGGACUUGUUCUGGCGCCCUUGGUAGUUAAAGCCGCAGGGGUCACGAAUUACAGCAGACUGACGGCGACAGACAAAUCUUUCCUCGUCUUGGCAAACCAGGUGGCAGAGACUGUGGUGGGGAUUGCAGUCAUCAAGAGAACCAUUGGGGGUUUUGACCCGUUGCCAGAGGAAGCAGAUUUGUUCAAGACCAGCUGGAGGGAACCUUUCUCGAAGCCCAGAGGCUGGCUUACAUGGGCCUUACUGGGCAUGGUCCUGUCACCAGCAGUCAUCGGCAUCACUGUGACCAUUGUGUCAUACGCGGGUUAUGAGGCGGUGGGAGGGCAGGGCACGGCGGACGGCGUUGCACGAAUCAUUUCCUUGGACCUGCCUACCUACGCCAGCCUUCUAGCAGUGACCGGCAUCCUGGCGCCCUUUCUGGAGGAGACUGUCUUCCGCGGCUUCCUGCUCACCACGCUCACAAAGUGGAUGCCCACUCCGGCGGCUGUGGUGCUCAGCGCGACCGCGUUCGGCCUCGCGCACUUAUCGCCGCGGGACCUGCCGCAGCUGAUUGCACUGGGCACUCUGCUGGGCUUCAGCUACGUGCGCUCGCGCAAUUUGUUGACCCCCAUGAUCAUCCACGGGGCGUGGAACAGCGUUGUGCUGACUGUGCUCUUUGCGCUGACAGCCUCGGGCGUGAAUGUGUCGGAGAUGCUCAGCAGUGGGAGCUGA
Coccomyxa subellipsoidea C-169 is the source of this 741-nucleotide messenger RNA. RefSeq names its product Abi-domain-containing protein. The coding region runs from base 1 to 741 and encodes 246 amino acids. Gene Ontology annotation, biological process: CAAX-box protein processing. Lineage: Eukaryota; Viridiplantae; Chlorophyta; Trebouxiophyceae; Coccomyxaceae. Gene Ontology annotation, molecular function: metalloendopeptidase activity. Gene Ontology annotation, cellular component: membrane. The transcript is spliced from 5 exons. The record is from RefSeq and is a predicted model, not a curated record.